Molecule: messenger RNA, 704 nt
Organism: Plectropomus leopardus (leopard coralgrouper)
Lineage: Eukaryota; Metazoa; Chordata; Actinopteri; Perciformes; Serranidae
Product: cytokine-like protein 1
Biological process (GO): positive regulation of transcription by RNA polymerase II
Source: RefSeq, a predicted model, not a curated record
CAAACAAACAAAGGUUCAGUUAGUGCUGUAGGUGUAACUGAGUCAUGGCGAUCUUUAACCACUUGUUGCUCGUUUGCUGUUUGGUGCCGCUGGUACUGAGCUACCCUUUCUACCCACCGACGUGCUACACCAAGGUGCUGUACAUGGCACGAGAGCUCACCCAGUGGGCUGCAGCUUUGAAGAGGGACCCUGAAACUAGUUACUGCAUGGCUCACAUGCCAGAUCUCUACCUUGAUGUCCAUAAUGCUUGUGUGAUGCACAAAAUGAGGACUUACAUCUCCCUGGUGGAAGGCCUGCGAGAUCGCCGCUGCGCUUACACCAGAGAUGUGAGGAAGCUGGGUCUCACUCUGAGGCAGCUCUUCAUCAUCAUGUCGGAGAAAUGCCACGGGGACUUGGUGUUCACUAUCUCUGACUGUGCUGCGCUGGAGCGCUAACAUGCUGGAUCCUGAGAUGACAGUGUUACUGUCUGACGGCAGUGCACUCCUUCUCUGUACGUUCUUUAUGUUCAGUGACUGAAAGACACAAGACUGAUGUUUAGUUUAAAUCUAUGGAAACUAUGGUUUGUGUCACUAAAACAUACUUUAAUCAUCUGUUUUCUGACUAUAAUGUUUGGGUUUGUUUUGUUUUUUUUACCACUAAUUAUCACAUCUUUCUUAUGCAAUCUAACUAAGAAAUAUUUCAUAUAAUAAAUGUUAUCAAAAUGU